AUGGAAGAGUCGGCGGAGAGGAGCGGAAAGGGGGAAAAAUGGGCGGAUUACGGUGAUGAGGUGAAGAAGAUGAGUGUAAUCGCAGCACCGAUGGUGGUGGUGGCGGUGUUACAGUAUCUGAUGCAACUGGUGGCGGUGGUGAUGGUGGGACAUAUUGAUGAAAUCGCACUGUCUAGUGUCGCUAUUGCUACCUCCCUCACCAAUGUCACUGGUUUCAGCCUUCUUUCAGGACUGGUGGGAGGCCUAGAAACCCUUUGUGGCCAAGCUUUUGGAGCCAAACAAUACAACAAAAUUGGUGUGUACACUUGCAGUGCCAUCAUCUCAUUACUAUUAGUAUGCAUCCCUGUUUCAAUCUCCUGGAUCUUUCUCGACAAAUUCCUAAUAUUGAUUGGCCAAGACCCUUUGAUCUCGAUCCAAGCCCGCAAGUUCUCGAUCUACCUCAUUCCGGCCCUGUUUGCCGGUGCAAUUCUUAAGCCGCUCGUGAGAUCGCUUCAGACCCAGAGCUUGACUAGACCGUUGCUCGUCAGCUCUGCGCUCGCUUUAUGUAUCAAUGUCCCUCUUUGUUGGGCUUUCGUGUUCAAGUUUAAGAUGGGAAGCGUUGGUGCGGCCAUCGCGUUUAGUGUGUCGAACUGGCUUUACUUGAUGUUGAUCGUGUUCCAUAUCAAAUUCUCGAUAUCGUGUGAGAAUACCCGCGUGACUUUAUCCAUGAACGCGAUCGUUGGUAUCAAGGAAUUCUUCCGAUUUGGGAUCCCAUCAGCCGUAAUGAUUUGCCUCAAAUGGUGGUCGCUCGAAGUGCUUGUCUUGAUCUCCGGUUUGUUACCAAAUCCAAAGCUCGAAACCUCGGUCCUUUCUAUAUGCUUAACGAUCUCAACUUUACACUUCACCAUACCAUAUGGAUUCGGGGCAGCUGCAAGCACUCGGGUUUCAAAUGAGUUAGGGGCUGGGAACCCACGAGCAGCACGACUAGCCGUUCGUGUUGUGAUGCUUGUAAUCAUCACCGAAGCCACAAUAGUAAGCACGGCGGUUUUCGGUUGCCGCCAUUUUCUUGGAAAAGCUUACAGCAACGACAAACCCGUUGUGAGCUAUGUUGCAUCGAUGGCUCCGUUUAUAUCUGUCUCAAUCAUCACCGAUAGCCUACAAGCAGUGAUUUCUGGAAUCGCACGGGGAAGUGGGUGGCAACAUAUAGGAGCUUACGUGAAUCUUGGAGCAUUUUAUCUGUUUGGGAUCCCUGCAGCGGUCGGAUUAGGGUUCCCUUUACAUUUGAAAGCCAAGGGACUUUGGAUCGGGAUCGUGAUAGGAUCAGUCAUACAAUCGACGAGCCUGUCACUGAUAACUGGACUCACUGAUUGGCGAAAACAGGCAACGAAGGCGAAGGAACGAAUGUCGAAAGAGGAACUAGAGAAUGAGUCCACAUAGAAAUGUCUCCUCC
This is a messenger RNA of Cynara cardunculus var. scolymus (artichoke), 1429 nucleotides long. Its product is annotated as protein DETOXIFICATION 14-like. Lineage: Eukaryota; Viridiplantae; Streptophyta; Magnoliopsida; Asterales; Asteraceae. The transcript is spliced from 7 exons. Gene Ontology annotation, molecular function: antiporter activity; xenobiotic transmembrane transporter activity. Gene Ontology annotation, cellular component: membrane. The record is from RefSeq and is a predicted model, not a curated record. The coding region runs from base 1 to 1416 and encodes 471 amino acids. Gene Ontology annotation, biological process: xenobiotic detoxification by transmembrane export across the plasma membrane.